This is a messenger RNA of Sceloporus undulatus (fence lizard), 9878 nucleotides long. It is a transcript of the gene RERE, whose product is annotated as arginine-glutamic acid dipeptide repeats. Gene Ontology annotation, cellular component: nucleus. Gene Ontology annotation, molecular function: chromatin binding; sequence-specific DNA binding; transcription corepressor activity. Bases 1361 to 6109 code for a protein of 1582 amino acids. Gene Ontology annotation, biological process: regulation of DNA-templated transcription. The transcript is spliced from 24 exons. NCBI's taxonomy places the organism in Eukaryota, Metazoa, Chordata, Lepidosauria, Squamata, Phrynosomatidae. The record is from RefSeq and is a predicted model, not a curated record.
AGAGGAGAGACACAGAGAGAGGGAGACUCCCCUUGUGUUUCCAGGCGCCUCUUCCUCCUCCUCCUCCCCCCCUCACGACCCAAAGGGGGCUUUCGGGGCUGACUGGACCGCCCUCUCCUUCCUUCCCUCCGCCUGGUAUUCCUCCACUCCCCCUUUUCCCCUCUUCUCUCUUUCAUUUGUUACCCCUUCCUCCUCUCCCUUGGAUUUGGGACCCUCCCAACAUUCCACUAUUGAGACCCCCCAUAUUUGGACCCCCUUUCCCCCCAAAAUUAAAACACGCCCCUAAUCUGGGACCCCAUUUUAAUUAAAGUACCCCCAUAUUUGGGCCCUUUGCCCCCCAAAAUUAAGGCACACCCCAUAUUUGGGCCCUUUGCCCCCAUUAAUUAGAAUAUACCCCUUAUUUGGGCCCCAUUUUAUUAAAAUGCACCCCCUAUUUGAGCCUCCCCACAAUUAAAACACACCUCUUAUUAGGGCCCCUCUAUUUUAAUUAAAUUAUAUCCCCAAUUUGAGCCUCCCCCCAAAAAAUUUUUAAAAUACACCCCAUAUUUGGCCCCUAUUGCCAUUUAAAACACUCCCCAUGUUUGACCCUCCCCAUAAUUAGAAUAUACCCCCUUAUUUGGGCCCCAUUCCAAUUUAAACACUCCUCCUAUUUGGGCUCCUCCUCCAAAAAUCCCCAUUAAAACACCCCUUUCCCUCAAUUUGAACCCCAUUUUCUCCAUCCUGUUUGAAACGCACCCCAAAUUUGGGCUCCUUGCCCCCCAUAAUUAAAAUCUACCCCUUAUUUGGGUCCCAUCCCAAUUAAAAUAGACCUCUUAGUUGGGCCUCAUCCCAAUUAAAAUAGACCCCAUAUUUGACCUCCUUCCCCCCAUCCAAAUUAAGACCCCCCCCCAAAUUUGGGUCCCUUUCCCUCUGAGGCAGCCUCUCUCCCUCCUUUGGCUGCUCUCCAUUCAUUAAAAGAGGAGCACCCGCCCCACAAUCCCCCUUUUCUUCCGUCCCUCGUGUGUCUCUUGGCUUCCAUUGCCUCCUUCCUCCUUUCCUUCUACCUUCAAAUCCUCAUAGUCAGAUACAAUACAUAUAUACAUAUAUACCUUCCUUUCCUUCCCAACCAAGCCCCUUCCUUCUUUUGUAGGUCUCCUCGCUUGCUCGCUCGCUCGGGGUCUCCUCCAACCCAUUGCCAGACAAAGCCUACCGAUGGUGUGAUUCCUGGGGAGCAGAGCCUUUUUAAACCGUCGGGGCUGUUGGAGAGGUCUAAUUUUUCCUGGAAUUGAGUGGGAAAUUCAGAAGACUGAAGCCCAGGCUCACUGUCUACCUUUCACGGAGGCCGAGCCGUGAGAGGACAGAAGAAGGCACCUGGCGAAUCAUGACAGCGGACAAAGAGAAGGACAAGGAGAAAGAGAAGGAUCGGGACAGGGACCGGGACCGAGAGAGGGACAAGCGAGAGAAGGCGCGAGAGAGCGAGAACUCUCGGCCGCGGCGGAGUUGCACUCUGGAAGGCGGCGCCAAGAACUAUGCCGAGAGUGACCACAGCGAAGAUGAGGACAAUGACAACAACAGUGCCACCACGGAAGAGUCCACCAAGAAGAACAAGAAAAAGCCUCCCAAAAAGAAAUCUCGCUAUGAGAGAACAGAUAAUGGGGAAAUCACUUCUUUCAUCACAGAAGAUGAUGUAGUCUACAGGCCGGGAGAUUGCGUUUACAUUGAGAGUCGCCGACCAAACACUCCAUACUUCAUCUGUAGCAUUCAAGACUUCAAAUUGAGUAAAAGGGACCACCUUCUCAUGAAUGUGAAAUGGUACUACCGCCAGUCUGAAGUUCCAGAUUCUGUCUAUCAGCACUUAGUUCAAGACCGGCACAACGAAAAUGAUUCUGGGCGUGAGCUGGUUAUUACAGACCCAGUGAUCAAGAACCGAGAGCUUUUCAUUUCAGAUUAUGUUGACACCUAUCAUGCUGCUGCCCUCAGGGGGAAGUGUAACAUUUCCCAUUUUUCUGACAUAUUUGCUGCUAGAGAGUUUAAAGCACGGGUGGACUCCUUUUUCUACAUACUGGGCUACAAUCCAGAGACAAGGAGGUUGAACAGCACACAGGGGGAGAUCCGAGUUGGGCCUAGCCAUCAGGCAAAACUUCCAGAACUGCAGCCAUUCCCUUCUGGAGAUGGAGACGCUAUUACACAGCAUGAAGAACUUGUAUGGAUGCCUGGGGUCAACGACUGUGAUCUGCUCAUGUACUUGCGGGCGGCCCGGAGCAUGGCAGCCUUUGCAGGGAUGUGUGAUGGCGGAUCCACAGAAGAUGGGUGCGUUGCAGCCUCCCGUGAUGACACUACUCUGAAUGCCCUCAACACACUACAUGAAAGUAACUAUGAUGCCGGCAAAGCCCUGCAACGCCUGGUGAAGAAGCCCGUGCCGAAACUCAUUGAGAAGUGCUGGACGGAAGAUGAAGUGAAACGGUUCAUUAAAGGACUCAGACAGUAUGGAAAGAACUUUUUCCGGAUCCGAAAAGAGCUGCUUCCCAAUAAAGAGACAGGAGAGCUGAUCACUUUCUAUUACUACUGGAAGAAAACCCCUGAAGCUGCAAGUUCCCGGGCUCACCGCAGGCACCGGAGACAGGCUGUGUUUCGGAGGAUUAAAACGCGGACGGCUUCCACUCCGGUUAACACUCCCUCCAGGCCCCCGUCCAGCGAAUUCUUGGAUUUGAGUUCAGCCAGCGAAGAUGAUUUUGACAGCGAGGACAGCGAGCAGGAGCUGAAGGGCUACGCAUGCCGGCACUGCUUCACCACCACCUCCAAGGACUGGCACCACGGCGGGCGGGAGAACAUCUUGCUGUGCACCGACUGCCGCAUCCACUUCAAGAAGUACGGGGAGCUCCCACCCAUUGAGAAGCCAGUGGACCCUCCCCCUUUUAUGUUUAAGCCUGUCAAAGAGGAAGAUGACGGACUCAGCGGGAAGCAUAGCAUGAGGACAAGGCGGAGUCGAGGCUCGCAGAUGUCUGCACUACGAAGUGGUCGUAAAAAGCAGCCAACCAGCCCUGAUGGUAGAGCCUCACCUAUCAAUGAGGACAUUCGAUCCAGUGGCCGCAACUCUCCCAGUGCAGCCAGCACUUCAAGUAAUGACAGCAAGGCUGAUUCGGUGAAGAAAUCCACCAAGAAGAUUAAAGAAGAGGCGGCAUCACCUCUCAAGAGUUCCAAGAGACAACGAGAAAAGGCAACUUCUGACACCGAGGAGCCUGACAGAAUCAACGCCAAGAAAACCAAAACACAGGAAAUCAGCCGGCCCAAUUCCCCAUCAGAAGGGGAAGGGGAAGGGGAAAGCUCUGACAGCCGGAGUGUGAACGAUGAGGGCAGCAGUGACCCUAAAGACAUCGACCAGGACAACCGGAGCACCUCGCCCAGCAUCCCCAGCCCUCAAGACAAUGAAAGUGACUCUGAUUCCUCUGCUCAGCAGCAAGUUCUGCAGGCCCCCAAUGGUUCUGUCCAGCCCCCGCCUCCAGCCCUCCCUGUGCUGCCACAGCUGCCUAUGCCGCUGCCGGCUGCCUCAAGUGCCCCUUCCUCAGCAUCUCCCCAUAUCUCCACCUCCGUAUCCCAGCCGCCCAGCCAGACUCCAGCUCCGGUUCCUCCUCAUUCUCACAUCCAGCAAGCCCCUUCUCUUCACCCUCAGAGACUGCCUUCGCCUCACCCGCCCCUGCAGCCUCUGACCAUUCCCCAAAGUCAGCCCCAGGCUCCUGCUGUGUCUCAGCUUCACCCACAGCCUCCCCUUCAUGGGCAGAUCCAGGCCCUUCCACACAACCUCCAAGCCCAGACACUGCUGCCUCAUGCUGUCACGACUCAGUCUUUCCCCCUCGCCUCACAGUCAUCGUCGUCAUCUUCUCAGUCUCAGGUUUCUCUGCAGUCGCAGGCCUCUUCCCAUCCUUCCCAUGCAGCGCUUCAGGUGUCAUCGGCACAGCCUCCCCUGCAAGUCCCUUCUCCCAUGCAGCAGCCCUCACAGCCUCCACGAGAGCAGCCCCUGCCUCCUGCCCCCAUGUCCAUGCCUCACAUCAAGCCCCCUCCCACCACUCCAAUCCCUCCGCUCCCCACACCGCCGUCCCACAAGCACCUUUCAGGACCUUCACCGUUCUCCAUGAACUCCAAUCUGCCACCGCCACCGGCUCUGAAGCCGCUCAGCUCACUCUCAACCCAUCACCCGCCAUCCGCACACCCUCCUCCUUUGCAGCUCAUGCCUCAGAGUCAGCCUCUGCAGCCUUCUCCGGCCCAGCCUCCAGUCCUGACGCAAAACCAGAGCCUUCCUCCCUCUGCCAACCACCCUCCCUCUGGUCUCCAUCAGGUGCCUCCUCAACCCCCUUUCUCCCAGCAUCCCUUUGUUCCUGGGGGCCCACCACCCAUCACUCCUCCAUCUUGCCCAUCCACCUCCACACCACCUUCCGUGCCUGGUGCUCAGCCUCAGGCAGCAGUCUCCACAUCUGCCUCCUGCAGCGGAAAUGUCCCCGGGGUGACGCCCUGCACGAUACCACCGAUUCAUAUCAAAGAGGAGGCUCCCGAUGAAGCCGAAGAGCCAGAGAGUCCCCCUCCUCCUCCCAGGAGUCCAUCGCCAGAACCAACAGUCGUGGAUACACCAAGCCAUGCCAGCCAGUCGGCUAGGUUUUACAAGCACCUGGACCGUGGCUACAACUCGUGUGCAAGGACAGACCUGUACUUCAUGCCACUCGCGGGUUCCAAGCUGGCUAAGAAGCGAGAGGAAGCCAUUGAGAAGGCCAAGAGGGAGGCAGAGCAGAAGGCAAGAGAAGAGAGGGAACGGGAGAAAGAGAAGGAAAAGGAGAGGGAGAGAGAGCGUGAGCGUGAGAGAGAAGCAGAAAGAGCGGCGCAGAAAGCAUCCAGUUCCUCCCAUGAAGGACGUCUUGGAGAAGCCCAGCUGAGUGGGCCAGCUCACAUGAGGCCUUCCUUUGAACCACCUCCCACCACCAUUGCAGCAGUCCCCCCCUACAUUGGUCCAGACACGCCAGCGCUACGGACUCUCAGCGAGUACGCACGUCCUCAUGUCAUGUCCCCCACAAACCGCAACCACCCCUUCUUUGUCCCCCUCAAUCCCACCGACCCACUUUUGGCCUACCACAUGCCUGGCCUUUACAAUGUGGACCCCACCAUCCGGGAGCGAGAACUGCGUGAACGGGAGAUCCGGGAGCGAGAGAUCAGGGAGCGGGAGCUGCGUGAGAGGAUGAAGCCAGGCUUCGAGGUGAAGCCGCCAGAACUCGAUGCGCUGCACCCUGCCACCAACCCCAUGGAGCACUUUGCCCGCCAUGGCGCCCUCACCAUCCCACCCACGGCGGGCCCACACCCCUUUGCUUCCUUCCACCCAGGGUUGAAUCCUCUGGAGCGGGAGAGACUCGCUCUGGCAGGCCCCCAGUUGCGGCCUGAUAUGACCUACCCGGACAGACUGGCUGCUGAAAGGAUACAUGCCGAGCGCAUGGCAUCGCUUACCAAUGACCCCUUGGCCAGGCUCCAGAUGUUCAACGUGACUCCGCAUCAUCACCAACAUUCACACAUACACUCGCAUCUACACCUCCAUCAGCAGGACCCACUCCAUCAAGACUGUUUGGCAACCAGAUGUCACUGCAGACACUACAGACAGAGAAGCUCAGCAGGACCUGUCCAUCCCCUCGUGGACCCCUUGGCAGCCGGACCUCACUUGGCACGCUUCCCCUAUCCUCCUGGUACUAUCCCAAACCCAUUGCUAGGGCAGCCGCCCCACGAGCAUGAAAUGCUCCGGCAUCCUGUCUUCGCAUCCUGUUUCCAACAGAGGCCGGCCCAGAUGCCUCUGGGAAGCCCACAAGCAGGGCGUGAUGGUAACAGCCCUCCCCCAGUAUUACUCCCCAGCAACUGGUUUUCAGAGGCGGCCGGCUUCUGUAGAUGUACCCCCUACCCACGUGACCUCCCUGGUGCCAUCCCUCCUCCAAUGUCAGCAGCCCACCAGUUACAGGCCAUGCAUGCGCAGUCCGCAGAGCUUCAGAGACUAGCGAUGGAGCAACAGUGGCUUCACGGUCACCCCCACAUGCAUGGGGGGCACCUUCCUAGCCAAGAAGACUAUUACAGUCGACUGAAGAAAGAAGGCGACAAGCAGUUGUAAUAAAUUAUUUAUUGGUAAUGCUGGCUCUAGAAGAUCCCAGUCCUUGGGCAGAAGUGGAAUGUGUUUGUCUGCGCAUGGGAGAACUGAGGAAGCCAGGGAACGCUCUUGUAAAGAUACCGUUCUCUGUUUCAAACGGAAGGAAACCCCGCAAGGAAGGCCAGCAGCUACAGACUUUACUCAGCACAUCUAUUCUAGUAUUCAUUUGUAGAGAAGAUUUCUCAAGACCAGUUCAGGAAUCCGCCUUGCAUGAGAAAACCUAUUAAGAAGCCUAUUGAAAGAAACAACAGCAAACAACACAGGACUGGAUGAACCAUUCAGAGGAUUUUCUUGGGCAAUCUUGGGAGGGUCUGUUUUGGGUUCUCUCUUUAUUUUGGGAUUCAUUUUUAUUUUCUCAUUUUGAGUAGGUGCUAGAAUCAGGUUCACGACUUAAUGCAAGCCACUGUGCAUAAAAAAAACACUCGAUUUAUAUAUAUAUAUAUAUAUAGAUAGAUAUAUAUAUAGAUAUACAUACACUUGAAAGAAAAAACAAACCAAGAGUUGCAAGUAGGUGGCAUAAAACAACCUCUGAAAAUCCAAGUGCUAUAACAAGAAUUUUAAAAGAAAAAAAAAUCUACUUUUAUUUUAAUACAUUGUAGGAGAACUUCAUAAUUUUAAAGAGAGCUUUGCAGCAUGGCUUUUUAAGUCUGUAAAUAACUUUUUGGGGUUAGGGGUUAAAAAAGAUACUAUUAUUAUUAUCAUCAUCUCCACCAACUCCUGAUUUCUUCCUCCCCUCCCCAGCUUUGAGUAACAUCACAAAAUGGUGACUUCCUAUCUGGCGUUGACAAGAAUACAGAGUUGAUUUUUUAAUAUAAGAGGAAUAUAUAUAAUUAUCCCUUUAAUUAAAGGGACAACUGUCAAGGGGCGGGGAGGGAUCAAUAAUUCCACGGCGGGCAAGAGCUUGACUUUACAGUCGCAACCUAAGCAUUACAAAGAGUUGCAGGGAUAACGUUUUUUUGUGCACAUAACGCACGUUGUUCCUUUUAAUUUAACUCCCUUUGUUCCACGAACGUCAGAAGCGUUUCCUGUUUCGGUUCUUGGUUUGGCCACCCUUCCGUUCGGUAGGGACAUAAAGUACAUUCCUGCAGUAAGGUAAAUGGCUGUGUUUCUUUCCUUUUUAAAGGUUGCAGUACAGUCCUCCGUGUCCUCUUUUACAAGCACUUUUUGGAAGAGAAACUGUAAUGGGUAGCUUUCCAGGAAUGGCCCCUUCCUCUCCGUUCUCCGGAGCGUCAAGGCAAGCGGCAGCACCCUUUCGAAAAGCACUGUUUUUGCUUCAUUGACAUAGAUAGCAUCAGCGUGAAAAAUAUAUGUUGAAAAUAACACUCUCUCUCCACCAAAUCCCAAUACUAAUAAUAAUCCGGGUUUUUCCUACCCACCUACUACCAACCUUGUUUGUGUAAGGAGGAGAUUCCUCAUUCUCUUCAGUGUCAAAAUAGUCACCAUGGGUUUGGUCUAUGGAGAGACUAAGGUGGCAGAUUUGCCUGAAUUGGAGUCUUUAGAGAGAGAUGUUUGGGACGUGUUGGCGUUGUAGUGGAUUGUGAGCACCCCACCUAAAAUAAAUAGCGCAUGUAUAAUGUGAGCAUGUGCAGAAUGAAAUCCUGCCCUUAGUGGCUUUUGUCCAUUUUGAAAGAAUUGGCACAGUUGCGGAAAUCAAGCUGCAAAGCUUAAAAUCCCCAUCAUGACGGGGCCUCUGCGUCAUUUUUUAAUAAGCCUGGUUUUAUCAGACUUUUGCUUUGUUCAUUAAACUGUUUUAAGGACACGGUUGAUUUAGAUGAGCCUAUAUAGUUGCCAGACGGAAAACUAGCGAAGGCCCUUGUUUUGUAGAAGAAGCUUUGGCCCAUGUUUGCCUGUGACCUAGCUUUGUGACAAGCAGGGCCUGCUGAAAUUUGCAGGUUUCUACACAGCCGCUAAAGGUCCAGAAGCCUUGUCCAGUUUGGAUCGGUCAGCGCUAUCAGUCCGCAAGAGCCAAAUGUGCAACGGUCAAGUGGUAGACAGUGCGGGCGUGCAUCCUCCAUGCUAUUACCUUGUGCGCCUUUUGCAAAAUCCCUCUUGGUUCAAAGGCACUUUCCAGUUAGCAGGGCAGGGAGUCCAUCAAGGCACACCUUCUUCUGGCAGCUGCCUCUCUCUCAAGUUCAUGAGGACUGUACAAAGUCUAUUUAUAUUCUCUUCCCACUGUUUCUUUAAUGAAGUAGAUGGAACUACAGGAACUCAUGCCACAUUCUUGCUGCCGGUUACAUUUCCCCACAUAGUUGCAUUUAUCGUAAUCUUUUCUUUUUCUCCCUUUGGAGGGGUCUCUCUUUUUUCCGUGAAGACUGUUAUCCGUGGCGAUCCCUUGUAGGUCUCCAUUGGGUUACAUGAGAGAAUAACCCUGUAGCUAAUUGUUUUACUGUCUCCAGAAGAACAGAACAGGUGAUGUUUAAACCUGUUGUAACAUAAUUUCUGGGUUCUUCCUACCUCUCGGAGCAGAGAGUAGGUCUCCCUUCACUUAGCAUCCCACCUCUUUUUCUCACUCCCAUCGCAUGAUACCAGUGCUUUUAGACCAAUUAUCACCAUUUAAUGUCAAGAGGGGUAAUGUCAAACUGUAUCUGUGUCACAAAUCCACAACCCUCCAGGUUGUCCUGAGUUUAGCUAGGUGAACCAAGCCAUUUGUUUUUGAGCAUCCAGAUCUGAUGCAGCAACAGUUUAAGUCUAUCCUAGUCCCCAGCCUUAAUACAGGAGACCAGGACUAACCCAGACAGGCAAUGUAUUUCCAGGUUGGACAUGUCUGCCUCGUCUCAGGUCACUUUAUGCGCCAAGGACUAAAAUACCAAACUGAAGGGCACUGAAAAAAUAACUCUCUAGAUUGGAGGUGUCUGCCUCCGCUAGCAAAAUGAUGCUAAAAAGAUGCCUGAAGCACUGUUGAACCCAAGCGGUAUUUCCCGUCUUAGUUACGCCAUCGGUUCCAAAAUAAACGCAACGUUAACAGCCUGCCUUACUGGCAGAGUGUCCCAAACCCAGACCCAGUCAUGUUACGUCGUUUUUAUUGAUGUUUUUUUGUUAAAAAGGCACUUCGAUCCCUAAAUUGUCGUGAAUUUUCUCGGAGGAAACAGGAAAGAGUGGCUUCGGUAAAGGCGACGGUCUUUGCUCCGGGGGUCUGUUGCUCCCUACCAAGACUGAGUUUUCCCAUUUGGGGACACAGUUUCGGAUGGGUGGCAUAAAUACGUUCUCCUGUCGGAACGACCAUUUAAUUUCACCGCUUAAGUUUUCAGCGUAGGUUACUAUUCUGAAUCAUUCCAGGGUGGUGGGAAGCCCUUUUUCUAAUGGUUAACUACAGCGUUGUUUGCUCCCAGCCUCUUUAAGAUCAUCCUUUUCUGUUCACAGAAAAUUCCUUUUAAUUAAUUUUUUUGGAAACUUUACAGUUCAUUUUUUAGCUUUCGUUGGUGUGCGUUUUGCGUGGUUCGUUAGUUUUUUCUUUCCAAACCCGUUUCUCGUUCAGUGUUGUCAUGGUUUUCGAGCUCGUUUUUUUUCCUUUUUGCUGCACCGUUUCAAAAAAAGAAAGAAUAUACAUCCUGACAGCUACGUUUAUAUAUAUCUUGAGAGCUUAGUGUACAUAUGAGUAGUUUGCCAUGGGAUAACACAGUGUACAACAGAGUAGAAAACCCAGAAAUCGUGACUUCUGUGUUCUCUCCAUUUGAGUAUUUUGUAAUUUUUUUGAAAUAUUUGUGGACAUAAAUAAAAACCAAGCUACACUAUG